CCCCACCUUGACCAUUGGCACGAAGAGGUCUCAGUGCGGAGCAGGAGCAGCGACGGAAGGAUGGAAGAGCUAGCGAGGGAGAGCAUCAGCUUGCUGUCCAAGCCCGUAGACUCUGGGCUGUCGUCUUUUGGAGCGGUUUUCAUCAUGCUGAAGUCAGCUCUCGGCGCGGGACUUCUUAAUUUUCCAUGGGCUUUCAGCAAGGCGGGAGGCGUGAGCACCGCUCUUGGUGUAGAACUGGUCUCCCUGGUUUUCCUCAUCAGCGGGCUGGUGAUCCUGGGCUACGCCUCCUCCGUCAGCAAUCGCUCGACGUACCAGGACGUGGUGCGGGAGAUCUGCGGCUCGGCCAUCGGGAAGCUGUGCGAGGUCUGCUUCGUCUUCAACCUCUUCAUGAUCUCUGUGGCCUUCCUGGUGGUGGUGGAGGACCAGCUGGCAAAGUUGUGUGACUCUCUGUACCUGAAUACAACGAUGUCCCCUGAGACCACAGUGCCGUACCACUGGUACACAGACCAGCACGUCGCUCUCUCCACUCUGUGCGCUCUGGUCAUCUUGCCUCUGUCCAUCCCCAAGGAGAUCGGGUUCCAGAAAUACACCAGUAUUCUAGGUACCUUGGCAGCGACGUACUUGACAGUGGUGAUCAUCAUUAAGUAUUACAUGAUGAAGGAUCACAUUGUGGUUUAUCACCCUCCACCUACCAGUGGCAUUUCUUCCUGGGCCUCCAUGUUCAGUGUCAUCCCCACUAUAUGCUUUGGGUUUCAGUGCCAUGAGGCUUGCAUUGCCAUCUACAGCAGCAUGCAGAAUAAAAGGAUCACACACUGGGUUGUCAUCUCCAUCAUCUCCAUGCUGUUCUGCCUGCUUAUUUAUUCCCUCACUGGCAUUUUUGGCUUUUUAACAUUUGGGGAGGGUGUCGCUGCUGACAUCCUGAUGUCAUAUCCUGGAAACGACGUAGUCGUCAUCGUUGCCAGGGUGCUCUUUGCUUUGUCCAUCAUCACCAUCUAUCCAAUCAUCCUGCUGCUCGGCAGGUCUGUGAUCCAGGACCUGUUGGUGAGGCACCGGCGGCGGCAUGGCAUGGUCACCCAGUCCUACGAGAAGUGGGUGCGGAUCUCGCUGACCGUGGCCUGGAUCCUGGUCACCCUGAUCAUAGCCCUGUUCGUGCCGGACAUCAGCGAGGUCAUAAGUGUCAUUGGGGGAAUCAGCGCGUUCUUCAUCUUCAUCUUCCCAGGUCUCUGUUUGAUAUUUGCAAUGCAAACUGAGCCAGUUUCUCCAAGAACGAGACUUUGGUUGACAGUGUGGGGUGUCAUCACGCUCCUAUGUGGAGCCUUCAUUUUCGGGCAGAGCACAGCCAUCGCCAUCAUGGAACUUUUAAACAAAUAUUAA
This is a messenger RNA of Polyodon spathula (Mississippi paddlefish), 1374 nucleotides long. RefSeq names its product putative sodium-coupled neutral amino acid transporter 8. Gene Ontology annotation, molecular function: amino acid transmembrane transporter activity. The transcript has 10 exons. Lineage: Eukaryota; Metazoa; Chordata; Actinopteri; Acipenseriformes; Polyodontidae. Gene Ontology annotation, biological process: amino acid transmembrane transport. Bases 61 to 1374 code for a protein of 437 amino acids. The record is from RefSeq and is a predicted model, not a curated record.